AUGAGUGAUGCCUUUUUUUCUAUCCUAGUUGAUGAAUCUAGGGAUGUAUCUGUGAAGGAGCAAAUGGCUGUUACCUUUCGUUAUGUGGAUAAAAAUGGGUGUGUGAUUGAAUCCUUCAUAGGCAUUGAACAUGUAGCGAGUACUACUGCAAUCUCACUUAAGAAAGCUAUAGAUGCACUAUUCUCUAAACAUGGAUUACGCUUCUCUAGGCUACGUGGUCAAGGUUACGAUGGCGCCAGUAAUAUGAGUGGAGAACUUAAUGGUCUGAAGACCCUUAUUUUGAAGGAGAACUCGAGUGCUUUUUAUGUUCAUUGUUUCGCACAUCAGCUUCAAUUAGCUUUGGUCGGUGUAGCCAAGAAACAUGAAAUUGUAGGUGCUUUCUUUGCAUCAAUUGGUAGUGUUGUAAACAUUGUUGGGGCAUCUUCUAAACGUCGAGACAUUCUGCGAGAAAAGCAAGCUCUUAAAGUCAUUGAGGCACUUAAAGUUGGAGAACUUAAAAGUGGACACGGACUCAAUCAAGAAACUGAAAUUAAGCGUUCAUGUGAUACUCGUUGGAGCUCACAUUAUGGUACUCUUCUAAACUUUACUGUCAUGUUUUCUUCCAUAAUUGAUGUGUUGGAUGAAAUAGCAUUUGAUAAAGUGAGUUCUGAUCAGAAGCAUGAAGCUUUUAUUUCUUUGAAGUUGCUGCAAUCAUUUGAUUUCAUAUUCAGUUUGCAUUUGAUGAGAAUUAUACUUGGAAUCACUCAUGAGUUAUCACAAGCACUACAAAAAGAUGAUCAGGACAUAGUGAAUGCUAUGGAUUUAGUGAAAGUGUGCAAGAGAAAAUUGUAG
Messenger RNA from Rosa chinensis, 831 nucleotides. RefSeq names its product zinc finger MYM-type protein 1-like. The record is from RefSeq and is a predicted model, not a curated record. The transcript has a single exon. Bases 1 to 831 code for a protein of 276 amino acids. NCBI's taxonomy places the organism in Eukaryota, Viridiplantae, Streptophyta, Magnoliopsida, Rosales, Rosaceae.